AUGGGAGAUGCCCUACCAACUGUGGAUGUCGAACAGUCCGCUUUCGUCGUGGCCGGGGGCCACCACACUUGUGCAAUCCUCAUCGACUUCACUGUGAAGUGUUGGGGUUUGAACUCCUACGGACAGCUGGGUUUAGGUGACACCACCAGCCGUGGUGGCGCAGCAGGCGAUAUGGGAGCCAACCUUCCCCCUGUUGACGUUGGCAGUGGCAGCUUGGUGGUCGAAGUCGCUGCUGGCAUGUACCACACCUGUGCGCGAUUGGCGGAUAACAAGACCAAGUGCUGGGGGCGCAAUGAUCACGGCCAGCUGGGUCUGGGUGACACCGCUGGAAGAGGUGCCAGCCCGGGUGAGAUGGGCUCUGAGUUGCCGCCGGUCGACGUUGGGACGGGUAGGACGGUGCAAGGACUUGCCGUGGGAGGCUUGCACACCUGUGCGUUGUUGGACGACUUUUCUGUUAAGUGCUGGGGCUCUGCCUCAGAUGGCCAAUUGGGAUAUGAGAGUACCGCAGGCCGAGGCCAUCAGGCAGAACAGAUGGGAGACUACCUGCCCGUCGUGGAUGUUGGGGCUGGCCGCAGCGUGCUGCACGUCACGGCAGGUGAGAGCCACACGUGCGUCGUGUUAGACGAUGGCACGGGCAAGUGCUGGGGCAAAAACUCGCUUGGCGUGCUUGGAUUGGGUGACAGUCUGACCCGUGGCGAUGCAUCUGGUUCGAUGGGUGACAAUCUGCCCGCACUGGAUUUGGGAACUGGCCGGUUGCUGCUUUGGCUGCAGGCAGGCUACCUUCACAACUGCGCGCUUCUGGACAACUUCGCUUGGAAAUGUUGGGGCUACAAUACCUACGGCCAACUGGGAUUGGGAGACUCCGAAACCAGAGGCUUCAUGUCGGGCCAGAUGGGUGAUAGCCUGCCAAGCCCUGAUCUGGGGGGACACUUAGCGAUGGUCAUAUGCCCGGGCCGAUACCACUCGUGCGCAGGAUUGGAGAAUUCCACGGUGAAGUGUUGGGGUUAUAAUUGGGAUGGCCAGUUAGGCCUAGGUGACACCGUCGACCGUGGAAGAUACAGCAAUGAGAUGGGCGGCAACUUGCCUGCCGUUGUUCUUGAUGGAAUUGUCACUUCCACAAGCAGUACAACUUCAACCUUCUCCACAAGUACAGCUUCCUCGACACCCACCAGCUCAACUGUCACCAUCACUACCAGCCGCACACAAAGCACCACAAGUAGCAGCUCAUCUGUCACAGGCACCGCGACGACCACGUCUACAACAAGCAGUUGGAGCAGCAGCAGAACCAGCACCCGUUCGAGCAGCACGUUUACCAGAAGCAGCACGAGCUUCAGCACCAGUACCCAAAGCAGUGCCACCAGCACCAUCACAAGCGACGUCACCACCUCAAUGACUUCCACAGCAACGAGCACUACGUCCCGAACCGCAUCCACGCAGGACCCGGCUGCCGGAGAUGCCGCUUGCGACGUCCACUUCAAAGCUUGCUACUCCAUCCCGUAUGGCACGGAUGGUCGUCCCAAUCUGCUCCUGGCGGGGACGCGCGCCUGCGUUCCCGAGAACACGUCGUGCCCUUGUGAUGAGGACUUCGAAUACCAAUGCGUCCACGCCCGUGCCGUCUUUUGCAAGGCAAAAGUCUCUGGCCCCUGUCCUUUGUCGUGUGCGACUGACGAGAUUCUAUGCCGGUCUCCGAGCUUUUCGGACGGUGUCGGGGCCAAUGACACGAUGCUGAGCUGCCAUGCGCGGGACGCAGGCUGCCCGUGCCAUCCCACUUGGGAGCAGCGAUGCAGCUUCCAGGACCAGCACUUCUGUGUCCCGAAGACUCAGCCCUGUCCACUGGACUGCGGCGUCCAUGCCCGGUGCCAGCAUGCAUCUGGCAACGUCAGCUGCGCCCAGGCCCUCGGCUGCAGGUGCGAAGACAACGAGCACGAGUGCUGGAAUCAGGAGACGAACUCGACUGAGUGCUUUGCGAAGGAGUGGUAUGACGGCUGUCCGCCGUCCGCCUCCUGCCCCGAGGGCCUGGAGCUCUGCCCCCUGGUGUCUUUCCAGGAGGGAAGACCGCACCGAUCGGAGAUUUGCGCGGCCACGGUGGGCGGCGCCUGCCCGGUCCUCUGCGAGAACGCUUCAGCGCAGAAGUGCAUGGGCGCGGGCAACCAGGAGUUUUGCAUCGACCUCCUGGACAGCUGCCCGAAGACCUGCGCGGAAGGUGAGCAGCUUUGCUCGGUGGAGAACAUGGAUGCGCAGGGCCGCGUGCUCGUGACCUCCAUGCUUUGCGUCCCUUCCUCGGAUCCAUGCCCCUGUGGCCAGAACGCCUGGAGUUGCGGCCAGUUCUGCGCUCCUGUCUCUGAUGGCUGCCCUGGCACCUGCGAGGCUGGCAAGGUCUGUCUUCCCGUGUCCUACACCGUGGAAGGCAUGUACAGGCCCAACUCAUCUGCGGUUGCGGGCUGCAUCGGCUCAUCCCAGUCCUGCCAGUGUGGAGAGAACGCGCAGCUCUGCAUGUGGGCUGACAGCAUGGGGCAGGAGCACGAGGAGUGCCGCGCGACCGCAGCGGCCUGUCCGGUGACCUGCGCGGGCGCGCUGUGCAAUCUGGCAGACUACAGGGUCAAUGGAGCUGUAAAAGGCUCGCGAGAGCUCUGCCUGUCUGAUGGCAGCGACUGCCCCUGCGGUGAGAAUGCGCUGCAGUGCCGCUUCGAGCAGGAGACAUACUGCCUUCCGCGCUGGGACGCGGAGUCACAGAGUCUUUCCCUCUGCCCGCUGGUGUGCGAGGAGGACGAGCAGAGGUGCUACGUCCCCAGCUUUGACGCCCAAGGGGAGUUUCUCCGCACCGAGGAGAUGUGCGUGCCCAAAGAUCGCCCCUGCGGUUGUGGAGCGGGGGCCUUUGAAUGCAACUACACCGACGAAAGUGCCAGCUGGUCCGAGUGCCUGCCGUUGGUUGGAGGAUAUUGCCCGAGCUCCUCCUGUGCAGCCGGGGCGUGUCCCGCGGUGGUGGACUACCUGCCCAAUGGCGAAGAAUACGGUCUCUCACCGCCGCCCCGGGCCUGCGCUACGGAUUCCGGCUGCCUCUGUGGCCGCGAGGCCAAGUGGUGCGCCUCCCUCGGCUGUAUUUUCAAGGACAGCCCUUGUCCACUGCGGUGUGCGAGCUCAGAGAAGCUCUGCACACUCACGGACUACACAAGCAGCGGCACCAUUGCAGGCUACCGCGAUGUGUGCAUCGACGGGAACCAGCGGUGCCCAUGCGGGCAAAACACGCGGCAAUGCCCGAGCUCCGACCUUUGCGUCCUUCGGUCGCUGGUGGAUCAGGUGUGUCCUUGCGCUGCCUGGGAGAAGGCGUGCGAGGUCACCGACUACGACCUUCAAGGUGCCCCGGAGUCCACGAGCAUCCUCUGCACCAGCCCUAGUGCCAUGUGCCCCUGCGGGCGGAAUUCGCUGGUCUGCCCGCAUCCCAAGGACCCCAACCGGACGGUUUGCACUUCCAAGUUCAGCGGAGCCGUCGCCAAUCAGUGCCCCGCGCCCUGCUCCCUGGAGCAGGAGCUCCAGGGCAGCGAGACUUGCGUUCAGCUGCUAGGUGACCUCUUAGUGGUGAAGCCAUAG
Messenger RNA from Symbiodinium natans, 3588 nucleotides. The record is from the annotation of a GenBank genome assembly. Lineage: Eukaryota; Dinophyceae; Suessiales; Symbiodiniaceae.